CGCCUGUCACCAUUCCGGACGUCGAUCUGUCAACGAUCGACCGCGGCGGCCUUGUCGAAGUAUCGAUCCUGCGAAAUUCUGCGACGAGCCCUUUCGAUCCGCAUGAUGCCGCUGCACUAAAUCGUAACGUCGAACACGAGAGAGAGGAUCAAGUAGACGGCAGUGAGAGAUCGAUCGAGCCCGAAGAAACCAGGCAGGAGAAGAACACGAGAUGAAUCUCACCGAGCAAUACAGAGCGAAGGCCUUCGCCUUCGUAGCGCCUUCGAGCGAGGGUCCGGUUGCGGGGUGGAAAGGAUACGCUUUUCGGAUCACCCUCCUCGCGCUAGGAUUCGGCAUUUACGUUCUGCUGUUCAGAAAGAAGAACCCGUCCGGCGGAAGGUGGAGCUCACGUGGGAGUCGGGAUGUCUCGGACAGCGGCCCGGAUGACGAUGCGAGCGGCGUGACGAGAGAGCUCAGCGACGACGACGCGCCGGUGGUCCCAUACAACGGCGAGGUCUGCCCGAUCUGUCUCGGGGCGCCCAAGAUCGGCGUGAAGGCGCCCUGCGGUCACUUGCUGUGCGCGGAUUGCCUGGCGAGUUACUGCGACGUCAGAAUCGCACCUGCGCCGCCACCUUGCCCGUUAUGCAGAGCGCCGCUGAAUUCCGUGGCCUUGGCAUGCGACUUUGCCAUCCUGAGCUCCAAAACGGUAGGUCCGAACACAAUCAUGGUGCAGGACUGGAUACGCGAGUACAAUAAUCAUCGCGGUCUAAUGACGCAGGGACGGACCGCUCUGACGUCGCGAUUUAUCCUCCUCUUCAAUAUCCUGACCCUAUUUUUGCUCGUCGGAUUGAUCGUCACGAGGCUGCAGACACUCUCCUGGGAAAAUUGAGUGCACGCUUUCGCGAUCGAUAUCAUUCAUGGAUAUAUGAUAAUCGUGCGUCCAGUUCAAGAGAGUCAAGGCACCAAUUGCGAGCGAAUCUAAAUUUACCGUGGCUGCGAAGAUGGUUCGUCGUGGCGAACUUCUCUCCCUAGGUGGGACGCGUGAAAGAUAAGGAUCCACUGCUUUUUCGCAUAUACUGUGCGUAAAUCGUAGCGGGGUAAUCGAUUCGGG
Odontomachus brunneus is the source of this 1090-nucleotide messenger RNA. RefSeq lists its product as uncharacterized. Gene Ontology annotation, molecular function: ubiquitin protein ligase activity. The record is from RefSeq and is a predicted model, not a curated record. The transcript is spliced from 5 exons. Bases 212 to 868 code for a protein of 218 amino acids. Lineage: Eukaryota; Metazoa; Arthropoda; Insecta; Hymenoptera; Formicidae.